This is a messenger RNA of Cajanus cajan (pigeon pea), 1946 nucleotides long. Its product is annotated as GTP binding protein. The record is from RefSeq and is a predicted model, not a curated record. NCBI's taxonomy places the organism in Eukaryota, Viridiplantae, Streptophyta, Magnoliopsida, Fabales, Fabaceae. Gene Ontology annotation, molecular function: GTP binding; GTPase activity.
UGCUCUGGACGAAUAAUUUUUUACUGGAUGUAGAUGGAACACACACCGUUACUUCUUUGCGGGCUACCGUAGGGGAACACUGUCUGCGGCACGUGCGGCAUAGCAAAAACCUCGAAGAACAAGACAGUGACGAGGGGAGAAGAAGAAAAGCGUAGAGUGAGAGCGCGCGAUCCAAACACGUAACUUCCGAUGGAUGCUACCGAAUCACAAACGGAUCUGCAUAACCGACCCGGAAUCUUCUUCAUCGGAUCCUCCAACGUCGGCAAACGCACCCUCCUAUCCCGAUUGACCUCUGUUGAUGUUGAAGAUGCUUUUGAUUCGGCUUCUGAAGUGAAUGUGCAAGGGUGGACCAUCAAUAAUAAGUACUAUACUGCUGAUGUUUCCAUAUGGAUGGCUCAUCUUAAAGAUGAUUUUUCUGCCGGAAACAUGCCUGUGUUACAACAAAUGACCGCGUUGGUGAUGGUUUUUGACAUGAAUGAACCAUCUUCCCUGGCUGCACUUAGGGAAUGGGUAUCUCACACUGAUAUUCAGAACUUUGAGAUAUUGCUGUGUAUUGGAAACAAAGUGGACCUGGUUCCUGGUCAUCCAGCUCAUGCUGAAUACAGAAGACGGUUGCUGAAACUCGAAGACUCUGCUUCAGAUCGUUAUUCGGAAGAGUAUGGAAUAUCUGAAUCAGAGGGAACUAGCUUAUUGGGGGAUGAAGAACCAUCGUGGGACAUCAGAAGGUCCUGUUUGGAAUGGUGCACUGAUCACAAUAUUGAGUUCAUCGAGGCAUGUGCUUCCAAUGCUGAUUUUGACAGAUGCUUGUCCAUUGAUGGUGAUUUACAGGGAGUUGAACGUCUAUAUGGUGCACUUUCAGCUCAUAUGUGGCCUGGAAUGGUAUUGAAAUCAGGCGAUAGGAUAAAUCAACCAUCAUUUCCUGAGAAAGAAGAGUUAUCUUCAGAGGAAUCCGAUUAUGAACCAGAGUAUGAAGUUUUAUCAGCUGGCUCAGCUGAUCUCUGGGAUGAAAAUGAACAAGGAUGGGUUUCUGCUCCUUCCUUUGAUGAAGGGGGUUCGACUUCUCAAAACAAUCCCAGUGCAGAUGGUCAACAUGAGGAUGGAAUUAAAACUGAUAAAGAAUCUCAGCCCAUAACCUCAAGCAAUGCAAUCAAGGAUGAAAGUGGCCAGAAUGUGGUGCACAAUAUCAUGGAUUCUGAAGGAGAUGAGAAGGCAGACAAUGGUAAAUGUCUUGACUUAGAGGAUUUGGAACAGUUGAUGUCUGAGAUUGGGAAUAUGCGUGCAGGCUUAAGAUUGAUGCCUGAUUUUCAAAGAAGGGAAAUGGCUGCAAAGCUAGCUAUGAAAAUGGCUUCUAUGUUUGGAGGAGAGAGUGAUGAAGAGGAAAUUUAGAUGAUGAUGGAUGCUAGCUCAAUGAUUCAAUUAUGUAGGUGUAAGGAAUGUCAUUUCAGCACACUUUUGUACGAGCCAUCACAUGGAACGAGAUGAGCAACCUCAGUUUGCACAAGGAUCAGGGGUUCCUUCAUGCUCCCGCACUCUGCUACUCUUGCUCACUGCUGAAUGCUGAUCAUGAUUUAAGACCAGUUACUCCUGUGUUAGUCAUACACUGUUUAAUAGUCUAUAUUUUAAGGAGCAGGACAUUUUGUUUAAAUUUUCGAGGUAAUUAGGGUGGUGGUUGUGGUAGUGACGUGGUUACUUGCUGCAAUUUGUUAAUGGGAAAAUUGACUGAAAAACACAAUUAGCGUUUUAACUAGAUGGCCAAAAUGACAAAUGGUCUACCUCGUUGAUUAUUUUCUUCAGGAAUAUGGAUAGAUAAGUUGGCUUAUGUGUCAUUGUUUACAACUCUCUUAUAGAAUAAAGAGAUCCAAGUAGAUUUUGACUGUGAAUUCUAUUCGUGUUUAGAUAUUUACUAAACCAGUUACUGUAUGGAAGUAGAAGGAAAGUUACAGUCA